Molecule: messenger RNA, 2268 nt
Organism: Sardina pilchardus (European sardine)
Lineage: Eukaryota; Metazoa; Chordata; Actinopteri; Clupeiformes; Clupeidae
Gene: prkag1
Product: protein kinase, AMP-activated, gamma 1 non-catalytic subunit
Exons: 13
Coding region: 142-1161 (339 amino acids)
Biological process (GO): regulation of catalytic activity; protein phosphorylation
Cellular component (GO): nucleotide-activated protein kinase complex; nucleus; cytoplasm
Molecular function (GO): protein kinase regulator activity; AMP binding; protein kinase binding
Source: RefSeq, a predicted model, not a curated record
CUACCCUACACAGCAGACAGUAAAUAGACCACCCCAUCCACGUAUCGGUUUAUUUGGACAGUAUAUAGUUUCCUUUGAAAGACUUUCUCUAAGGAAAAAAACGCUCCAUACGUCUGACAUAAAAGAGUCAGUAAACGGAACAUGGACUGUGUUCCACCUUCACUUGAUGAUUUAGGACCAGAGGUGAAGAAGGAGUCUGGUGGAGAAAGUGAGGCAUCACUCACAGAUCCAGAGCACAAUGUUUACACACGGUUUAUGAAGUCCCACCGCUGUUAUGACCUGGUGCCCACCAGCUCCAAACUAGUAGUGUUUGACACCUCGCUUCAAGUGAAGAAGGCCUUUUUUGCACUCGUAUCCAAUGGGGUCAGAGCAGCUCCACUGUGGGACAGUAAGAGGCAGUGCUUUGUGGGUAUGCUGACCAUAACUGACUUCAUCAACAUCCUUCACCGUUACUACAAAUCACCCUUGGUGCAGAUUUACGAGUUAGAGGAGCACAAAAUCGAGACCUGGAGAGAACUGUACCUGCAGGACUCUUUCAAGCCUCUCGUCAGCAUCUCGCCAAACGCAAGUUUAUAUGAUGCAGUGGCGUCUCUGAUCAAGCACAAAAUCCACAGGUUGCCUGUAAUAGACCCUUUGACUGGGAACACGCUCUACAUUCUCACACACAAGCGGAUACUCAAGUUCCUCAAACUGUUUAUUUCUGAGAUGCCCAAGCCAGCCUUUAUGACUCGGAAACUGGAGGAGUUGAGUAUAGGAACGUUUGAGAAUAUAGCCGCUGUGCGCUCUGAUACGCCGCUCUACACAGCACUAGGCAUAUUUGUAGAGCAGAGGGUUUCUGCCCUGCCUGUUCUAGAUGACAAAGGACGUGUUGUGGAUAUCUACUCAAAGUUUGACGUCAUAAACCUGGCAGCUGAGAAGACCUAUAACAACUUGGACGUGACGGUCACCAAGGCGCUGCAGCACCGCUCGCAGUACUUUGAGGGCGUGCUGACCUGCCACAAGCACGAGACUCUGGAGACCAUCAUCAACAGGCUGGUGGAAGCUGAGGUGCACAGGCUGGUGGUGGUGGACGAUCAGGAGGUGGCGCAGGGCAUUGUGUCGCUGUCGGAUAUCCUCCAGGCACUGGUGCUCACCGAGGGGGUAGAGGGGACGGCUCGAUAAUCUGGUGGGAGAGAGGAGGGAGCUUUUGUUACUUUUUCUCUCUCUCUCUCUCUCUCUCUCUCUCUCUCUCUCUCUCUCUCUCCCUCUGUCUGUCUGUCUUUCUCACUCUGACUGGAGGAUGGAUAAUGGUGGACGACCGACCCAGAAGGAGGACCCAGAAAAGAGAUGAGGAGAGCGGGAUGGUGUGGCGGACAGAGAGCCGAGUCUUUGGAAAGUCCUCAUUCUUGGGUUUGACUCCCCAUCUGUGAAAACUGCAAUAUCUCUCUCCCUCUCUUGCUCUCGCUCUCUCUCUUUCUUUGUCUUCUUUCUCAGUCUCUGUCUCUCAUUCGCUCUCUGCCUCUUUCAUUGUGAGAGCACGAAGGAUUCCUAUUGUAACCAUUGAACCCAGCAAUACAUAUAGGCACUAUAAGCACAAAUAUUGACAUCAUGCCAAAAUUUCAAACCAAGCAACCAAACACACAGCCCACCAAAAGGACAUUGUAUAGGGGAACAGCCUGUUACUGUGUGAAGAAUGGGCCUGGCCUUUUCACGUACUGGCACAGCUCUCCACAGCUUUCUGCAUCAGGAGCUCAGGUGUAAAUUAUGCCUUUAUGCCUAUGCCAUUUCAAGCUAUGAAAGAGGGCAUUUCAAGUUACUUUGUAUGUGGUAGAGAAAGAGGACACCCUCUUCAGACAGAUAAGGGAUUUCAGGACACUGCUGAACACCCCAGUGCUGGGCAGAUGUUUUCUCGGUGCCGUACCAGCACAGUUAAAAAAAACUAAACAAAAAAAAACAGAUGGGUGUGAGAAGUCAGAGCUGCAUCUGAAAAAUUCCAAAAAGUCGUUUUUCGGCCUGACGCUGCAGUCCGACCUGUUGUUCGGCUGCUGUGCUCCUGGGUUAAAUGUCACAUUCCAUAGAUGCACAUCCAGAAUAUUUUCACUCUUGAUCGUUACAUACCUGCAGAGUAUUUGAUUACAGGCCAAAACCUCCCGUGAUCUUCAUCACUGAGUAGUCCGCAGACCUAAACUUUGAAAUGUAGGCUCUGUCUUGGAAAUGGAAACCUUUUCCAAAUGACACAUUUGCCCUUGAAAUGUGAAGUCUGCUGUGGAUAAAUAAUGAUUUGCUGUU